This is a messenger RNA of Scleropages formosus (Asian bonytongue), 1704 nucleotides long. RefSeq names its product neuritin 1-like a (gene nrn1la). The transcript has 3 exons. Gene Ontology annotation, biological process: neuron projection extension; nervous system development. Bases 183 to 680 code for a protein of 165 amino acids. Lineage: Eukaryota; Metazoa; Chordata; Actinopteri; Osteoglossiformes; Osteoglossidae. The record is from RefSeq and is a predicted model, not a curated record. Gene Ontology annotation, cellular component: plasma membrane.
GCGCGCCACCACCGCUCGCGCAGCCACUCACACAUCCUCCGCGGAAACGAACAGGCGCGGGACGCACGCGCGCGCUCAGCCGCACUCGGCUCCCCUUCAGACGGUUUCCACGUCAACUGCGGCUCCCCUCAGCGCUGUUCUGUCGGACGGUGUCCGAUCUCGCGCUCGUGUCCGCGUGCGCCAUGAGAUCCCACUUCAGCCACGCGUGUUUCCUGCUGCCUGUUGCUCUUCAGCUCAUGCUGGUUCCCAACCCAGGUUCUACAGCUACUUCCCGGAGGUGCGGUUCAAUCUACAGGGGCUUUGCUCAGUGUCUGCUCGCCCUGGGGGACAGCAUGUCUCAGAGUGUCCAGAGGGGUGAGAACACGCAGGAGAUCGACACCGUGUGCAGGUCGUGGGAUGAGUUUCACACCUGUGCGAAUGUGGCGCUGGCUGGGUGCCCGGAUGAGGCAGCAGCGGUGUGGGAGUCCUUGCGGCAGGAGUCCAAGAAGAUGCAGUUCUCGGGAAACCUGUACGACAUGUGCGCCAACCGCGUCCAGCCGUCGAGCAGCGUGCGGAGCCCGCCCAGCCGGCAGGAGACCAAUCAAGAGUCUCUGAAAGGUGACGCCCACAAGCUUGGCACCACUCACCUCCUGCUCCUCAGCGCAGGCCUCUGUUUGUGGCUACAGCAGCACAGGAUUUAGCCACACCCCUCGGAGCGUGGUAGGAGGGGCCAGGGAUCUCAUCCGAUGGACCGCUCGGGGAGGAGCACGUAGACGGACCGACUUGGGCCGCGUCACACAAACCUGGGCCUUGACAUCCCCGCUCCUUCUGAAUCUCUACCACCGAGCACACGCAGUGUGUUGUCUCAUCUUGCAAAUACACCAGCGGGGCAGCUCCCGAACCCUCACCGAAACAGCGCAGGCACAGUUACCCUCUCACACGCUCGCAUCUUUUCUCUUCUCCUCGUCUAUUUCGAGAGUUUCGCCCGUUGCCGAACGGUGCCCAGGAAAGCUGUGCCGCCAAGCGAAUGACGGUAUGACCACGCGUAUGAUGACGGCAGUGAGGAGGGCAUGUUAGUCCUUUCACAAAAGCCACAGUGAAUGAGCUUCUCAUAAGAAGACCUUUCAGGAACCAAAUUAAACAGCAAAAUAUUCAAAACAAAGAUUCAAAGGGGUGUUAGCCAGUCAUUUCGGAUUCUUUUAGCAGAUGCUUAUUUUUAUUCAAGAUGAGAGCCUUAAUGCGUAAUAAGCUCUGAGAGGAUGAGAGAAAAGAUUAUGUUAAAGAAAUCAUUACUUCUCUCUGCAUCAAAACUACAGCUCUCCUGCAAUCAAUACGAUAAAACAGGCUGAGGUCUUUGCAGUUAGUAUAAUGAAAUACAGAGGAAAAUGUCUUGUUACUUGUAUGUCAUUAUAAUGUAUCAGCAAGAAGGGCCACGCUAGGCUCAACUCACUAGAAAUAAGUAAAGUCCAAUAUUUUUCUUGUAUAUACCACAGGAUUAAUGUUUUUCGCAUUUACAUGUGCACCUUAUUUGUUUUGUGUCCCUGUUUUAUACAUUUGCUCUUAUUUCCAGAGGUUUAUUCAUACUCUCGAUGCUUCUUGGUUCUGAAACUGACAGCUACCAUUAUAUCAUUUGUUUUUGUCUGAAACCAUGUUCCUUUUACCUUUAUGUGCCACAUAUUUAUGUGUUCUGUUGGCAGUGUUUUACAGGGAAUGCUGUCUGUUGCA